AUGGCUGUGCGCGCGUUUCGGCCGCUAUCACUCCCAGAUUCGAAGUUGCUGCAAGCAAAGUCAUGGCUGGUCAACGUCAACGUCUGUAACAACCUCGAAGGCUCUUCCGCCGCAAACCACCUGGGCUUUUCAUAUUCGGCCUGGUGGACAACCAGCUCUAAGCGAUUCCUCGGCAUAUGCGAACAGCCUCAAGCCACUACCAUUUCAGCCCCCACCAACCACCUUCCACAACGGCAAAAAAUGAGUGCCCCCGCGUCGUCCACUCCCAGUCCCAUCCCUUCGCCAACAGGGGCGGGAUCCACAAGUGGCGGCUCACGCAUUGCGCUCUUCCUGGGCCUCUCGGCCGUUGGAGGCCUUUUACUGUUGUGCUCUAUAUUCUUUCUUUGGCGAAGGCAUGUUCAGAAUCGACCCGGUUAUCAAGAUCGGCGAAUCCAGCGUGAAGACGGAUUUUCGCUCGUUCCAUACCGCUUGCGAAAGUUUUUGGGAACGAACAAUUUUGGGAGGGAGGGGAAAGUGGGUGACAUUGAAGAACAGCGACCACAUCGGAAUUCCAUCGAGCAGGCAUCGGGGAUACAGAAUGUGCGCAUUUCCGCCACCGAUGCACCAGCAUUGAAUGAACAUGCCGCUAUCGAAAGACAAGGAGGAGGAGUAAGGCUGCCGCUGAAUCCUCUGCGGACGUCCGGCGAUACUUCCCCCGUGCAACGCCCGACCGAAGAUGCCAUUCAAAGGCCCUCCUUGCCCGCUUUCCGCCCUUCGCACGAAAUCCUUCCGCCGAGGUUAUGUAAAACGUAUUUAUGGCAAAGUGAUGAGGACACGAGGAAGGGGCACGCAAACAAUUCCCCGCUUUCGCUCGAAUAUCCCGACAGUCCCGUUCAUGAGAAGCGAAACGGAUGGGACGCGACGCUUGAGCGGAAUUUCGCUCGUUCCAUACCGCUUGCGAAAGUUUCUGGGAACGAACAAUUUUUGGAGGGAGGGGAAAGCGGGUGACAUUGAAGAACAGCUAGUGGGGUCUGGUAUCCCUGAGGCUUCUUGCUUUUCUUGUAAAUGGUUUCCUUCCCUUUCUUGCGGAAGCGGCGGGCGUCGUGAAUAGGAUAGGAGUAUCGGUACAACAUUAUUGUAAUUUAAUGAUUGAGGCUCCGCUUUCCCCGCUACUAUGCUUUGCAUGUGAUACGAACGUUUGACGAACUCGAUCGAGCGUCCCGCCCACCGGGUAUGCACAUUGCAGAG
Fimicolochytrium jonesii is the source of this 1227-nucleotide messenger RNA. RefSeq lists its product as uncharacterized. Bases 1 to 987 code for a protein of 328 amino acids. Lineage: Eukaryota; Fungi; Chytridiomycota; Chytridiomycetes; Spizellomycetales; Powellomycetaceae. The transcript has 2 exons. The record is from RefSeq and is a predicted model, not a curated record.